Molecule: messenger RNA, 2890 nt
Organism: Chara braunii
Lineage: Eukaryota; Viridiplantae; Streptophyta; Charophyceae; Charales; Characeae
Source: the annotation of a GenBank genome assembly
CCGCAGUUCGUGACCUCAUCCGAGAGUACCACGACGUUUUCCCAUCGUCAAUCUCGUACGCCGGCAUCCCACCGAUGCGUGACGUCGAGCACUUCAUUCAGCUUGUGCCUGACUAUCGUGUUCACCACCAGGCACCCUACCGACUCUCGAUUCCCGAGGCCACCGAACUCAAGCGUCAGUUUGAAGAGCUCCUGAAACUGGGUUUCAUUAAACCCAGCAACUCCCCGUGGGGUGCACCCGUCCUCUUUGCUCGCAAAGCGGAUGAAACUCUCCGUCUCUGCAUCGACUAUCGCGGUCUCAACCGCUACACGGUUAAGAACAGCUACUCCAUGCCUCGUUCCGAUGAGCUGUUCGACCGCCUAGCAGGCAACCGCUUCUUUACGAGGAUUGAUCUUCGUAGCGGUUACCAUCAGAUCCGCGUCGCUGCAGCCGACCAGCCGAAGACAGCGUUCCGAUCGCGCUUCAGCCACUACGAGUUUACGGUGAUGUCAUUUGGCCUCACCAAUGCACCCGCCACCUUCCAGAGGGCGAUGAACGACAUCUUCAGGGACAUCCUGGAGCAGUACGUUCUCGUCUACCUCGACGAUAUCCUGGUCUACAGUCGUACCCUUGAGGAGCACCUCAGACACCUCCGCGACGUCCUUGACCGCUUGCGCAGACAUGGCUUCUACGCCAAGCUGAGUAAGUGCCGCUUUGCCCAGCAGAAAGUGGAUUUUUUAGGACACUAUGUGUCUGACCUGGGUCUCUACAUGGACGACGUGAAGAUCACUGCUAGUGCGGAGUGGCCCGCCCCCACAUCCGCCAAGCAGCUUCGCAGCUUCCUAGACCUGACCAGCUACUAUAGUAACUUCAUCUGGGGCUACGCUAGGUAUUCCUACGUCCUUACCUCCACCCUCCUCCGGAAGAACCCACCCUGGGCUUGGACACCCCUCCACGAGGACGCCUUCCUCGCCCUCAAGAAGGCGGUGACAUGCGCACCGGUUCUUCACCUACCCGAUUUUGAUCGCCCUUUUAUCCUUACCACCAAUGCGUCAGACUUUGCUGUCGGAGCAGUGCUUUCUCAGGUCUUCCCCUCCUCUCCUGAUUCCUCUCAUCCUCGUAUCCCUCGCUUCCCAYCACCUACCCCUACCACUGCUUCCCGACUGACGCCUACUCRUCCAGCUACUGACGAGCCYUCUAUUGACUAUUCUCCUACCAUCGCCGAGGACGGCACUGUCGAGUCUCGCUCAAGUGAUUGUCCGAUAGCCUUCUACACCCGUCAGCUCCUGCCCGCCGAGAUAAACUACACAGCUGAUGAACGUAAGGUUCUCGCAGUAGUUUAUGCCGCUCGACACUGGCGGCACUACCUGCACGGGGCACCAUUCACAGUGCGCACGGACAACUCUGCUGUCCAGGCUUUUCUGACUAAGCCGAAGCUCACUCCUCGACAGGCUCGCUGGUGGCGCGACCUAUCCGAGUUUAGUUUUACCACUCAGCACAUCAAGGGUGAGACUAAUCGGGUCGCAGAUGCCCUAUCCCGGCGCCCUGACCACGACCAGGAGCAGAUCCAGCUCUCUUCCAUCUCGGUCACCACCGUCCACCACUCGGUGAUCGACGAGUUUCGCACUCAGUACCUCCACUGCCCCGACUAUCGCGACAUCCACGCGACCCUUCGGAGUGGCAAGACCGUCCCGAACUACUCUCUCGGGGACAACGGUCUCGUGUACUGGCACGGUUCACAGGGCACUAGAGAGCUCCGUAUUUGCGUUCCCUCCACUGGACAGCUACGUGUCCGAGCAGUAGCAGAGUUUCAUGACCAGGCAGCCGCCAGUCAUAUGGGCUUCCACAAGACGUUGGCUCGUGUGAGCCGUCUGUACGUCUGGCCGAAGCGCAAGGACUUUGUGAAGGACUACGUCGCAGAGUGUCCCACCUGUCAGGAGUCCAUCUUGAUGGACUUUAUCGGUCCUCUUCGACCUCCGACCCCUCGCGGUCAUGAUGCUAUCUUGGUCGUCGUCGACCGCUUCACAAAGAGUGCACAGUCUGUUCCGUGCCGCUAUGCCAUCAGUGCACGUGAGGUCGCCGACAUCGUAUUUGACCGAGUCGUGCGUGACCACGGCUUACCUCUGAGCAUCAUAUCUGACCAUGACCCACGCUUUACCAGCCGAUUCUGGCGACGGCUCCACGAGGUGUACGGCACUCAGCUCCGCUUCUCCUCGUCUUACCAUCCUCAGACUGAUGGUCAGACCGAGAUCACGAACAGGACUCUCGGAGAUAUUCUCCGAAAGAUUGUUCGUGACAACCAGCAGUGGGACCUUCAUCUUGCCUACGCGGAGAUAGCCUACAACCACGCCGUCUCGCCAGCCACGGGGAUGUCGCCUUACUAUUGCGACCUCGGCUAUCACCCUCGUGUUCCUGCGGACUUUCUUCGACCGUCACAGAUGCACCCCGACACGAGUUGUCCCGCGCAGGAUGAUUGGGUUGCACACAUGACGUCGAUCAUGAAGACCGCACAUGAGCACAUAGCCGCUUCCCAGACUCGCAUGGCAGCACGUGCGAACCGAUCGAGGAUGGACCAUCCAUUCAAAGUCGGUGAUGAUGUGCUUAUCGACGCCCGCCACUUACAGCUCAAAGCGGACAUGCUUCGCAAGUUUCGGCGUCGCUUCUUUGGCCCAUGCCGCAUCCUCCGGGCCGUUGGUUCUGAUACGGCAUCUAGCCCGGUCAACUUUCGUGUGAAGCUGCCCGACUACCUACGCCAGGCUCGUGUGCAUGAUGUCUACCACGUCUCGUUACUGCGUCCUUACCGCAGACCGUCUGAGCGUUUCACUGGAUGACCAUACGAGCGCCCUCCACCCCUCAUGGUGGACGGCCACGAGGAGUUCUUCGUUUCAGACAUCAUUGGUCACCGAGUCAC